Messenger RNA from Serpula lacrymans var. lacrymans S7.9, 555 nucleotides. RefSeq lists its product as uncharacterized. NCBI's taxonomy places the organism in Eukaryota, Fungi, Basidiomycota, Agaricomycetes, Boletales, Serpulaceae. The coding region runs from base 1 to 555 and encodes 184 amino acids. The record is from RefSeq and is a predicted model, not a curated record. The transcript has 2 exons.
AUGACUGAUGAAUUGCUUUGCCUCACGAAAACAACUCUGUUUUUCUAUCAACGCCUCCGCAUGAAUGUAUUGGGUGUGUCUUACAGCAAGGCAUCGGGCAUCAAAUUAUGGUGCAGCAAUAUUCAAAAGCUGCACAAUGCUACAACAAAUGAAGCAAACAAACUCAGCACAACCUCAAUCAAGUUGGAUGUCUCCUCACUUUUACCCAAAACUAUCAGCUCAACUGCCUGCACACCGGUCUCAAAACAUACUAAGAAAACCAUUUCCUCAAAAUUGACUUCAAAUGUGGUGGGGACCACUUUGAGUGGGGAUACUGGUGUCAGAUAUAAGGCAGGUGGGUUUGAGGACGAAGUUGAAAUAGAAGAGUAUGUAGAGGCUAUCAAGGGCAAGCAUACAAUAAGUGCGAACCUGGUUAAAGUUAAGGAUGGUAUUAACCCUCCCUCGAAGUGUGUCAAAAUGGAACAUCCAACAAAAAUAACCAACUCCGACUUACCAGAGGGUUGUAUGGAAGGAGGCCGCUGGCGCAACAUCCUUAUCACGAUGUACGAGAAAUAG